GCUAUACUUGAUGGAGUUCAUUUUAAUGUGCUGAUUGGGUUAUUAACAAAGCUUGAUGAAUAUAAGAUUCAAACAGAGAUGCAAGUUACUACAGACAAAUCAAUAACCCUCACAAAAUCUAUUAGUAGUAGUCGUGGCCCAAAAGCUCACAAACGUGUCUAA
Molecule: messenger RNA, 162 nt
Organism: Dovyalis caffra
Lineage: Eukaryota; Viridiplantae; Streptophyta; Magnoliopsida; Malpighiales; Salicaceae
Source: the annotation of a GenBank genome assembly